This is a messenger RNA of Labeo rohita (rohu), 2716 nucleotides long. RefSeq names its product glycosyltransferase family 92 protein. The record is from RefSeq and is a predicted model, not a curated record. The transcript is spliced from 2 exons. NCBI's taxonomy places the organism in Eukaryota, Metazoa, Chordata, Actinopteri, Cypriniformes, Cyprinidae. The coding region runs from base 726 to 2057 and encodes 443 amino acids.
CUGGCAUUCCCAGCAACAUGACCCGCUAAGGACCAGCUUAAACCAGCAUCAAAACAUACCUACCAGCAUAUGCUGUUUUUUCAGCAAACGAUUAAGUCAUCAAUUAUUAGUCGUCCAAAAGGUGGACUGACGGAGAGCAAAUACUCUCUCAAAAACUUAAAUGUGAGAAAAUAAGAUUGCUUAUUUCCUGGAAGUGAAAAUAAACAAAGUGUUCGCACCUGGCACAGCUUCAAGUGUGACCACUGAAGGGCUGCACUGUCGCCUCUGUAAAUGCAAACAGGACAGAUCUCAUUCUGCAGUGUCAGACGGAGGCACUGCCGUUCAGCGCUGCACUGACUCAUUUACUAGAAGCUACACUUGGACUCCAGCCGAUAUGUAACGUGUUAAAUGUCACAACUACUUUAAACGAGGCAUUCCAUUGUAUUGACCGAAUUUUGCUGAAAUGCUUUAAUGUGCAUCGUGGAUGGUAUUUUUCAGUCUGUAAGGAACUGAAGGGUUGAUACAUCAAAUGGUCGUGUCACAGAUUUCCGGAGGCAUACAUUCCAAAACACGACUUAAGUAAUUGUGAGUAAUUGUGCUACAGGUGUUCAGUUGCGUGUGUAUCUUAAACACAGAAACCGGUUUGUUUUUCCAUCUUGCUCUACCGAAUUUUGCGUGUCUGCGUCGUUUUUUAAUCUCUGUACGGAAUAUACAUAUCAACGCAUCUAUGUCGAACUAAAGGACAGAUGGAAAAAGGCAAAUUUAAAGUGCUUCUUUCACUAUUUAUUAUCAGUAUAAUUGGCAUGCUAGUUUUUGUGCACCUUAACAGUCCUACAUAUUACAUUCAAGCUCCUCCAACAAAAAGAGCUCCUCCACCAAUAAAAGCUCCUCCAUUAGAAAAUAAGUUAAAAAUCCCAGAGGCUUCAUAUUCAAUAACGCCCAUCAGAGGCUCAAAGCAUUUUAUGGUGUCUGCGUUUAUCGACCACAGACUGGACGGGGUCAUUCGAGUCAUCAGCAUAAUCAACAGAAGCAGUCUUCAGCCACUGUACUGUGUUUACUGCAGCGCCAAACAAGUCUGCAAAACUGUUCACACUGAUGUCCAGAUACACAGCGACCACUUUAGAUUCCCAUAUGGUGCCUCAGAUGUGAUUUGUAAAGGUGAACACAUGCAAAAUGCGACUCAUGUCCUCAUAACAACUAAUGAGAAAGGUUCAGCGGAUCUCAAAAUGGAAUAUCUGCCAAUAAAAAAUAAGGUCGUGCAAGAGACUUUCAAGUUUAACUUCACCAUUUGCAUCUCUAACCUUUUUGGAGACUACAACAAUGUACUGCAGUUUGCUCAAACGAUGGAGAUGUACAAGCUUCUGGGUGUACAGCAUGUGGUCGUCUAUAAAACUAGCUGUGGACCGGACUUGGAAAAGCUCUUAAAACAUUAUGAAACAGAGGGGAUGCUGGAGAUCGUUUCAUGGCCUAUCGACAAGUUUCUGAAUCCGUCAAGAGGCUGGAACAUCAAGCUGCACAAAGGAGACAUUCAGUAUUACGGUCAGUUAGUAACACUCAACGAGUGCAUUUACAGGCACAUGUACCAAUCCAAGUACGUUCUCCUGAAUGACAUUGAUGAAAUCAUCAUGCCUUACAAACACGCCAAGUUACCACCUCUUAUGGAGGACCUCCAGUCUGCUCAUCCCAAUAUAGGGGUGUUCCUCAUAGAGAACCACAUAUUCCCUAAAACACAGUUUGAGGAGAGUGGGAAGUUCAAACGUGCAGAAUGGAAGAAUAUUCCCGGUGUCAAUAUCAUGGAGCACAUCUACCGAGAACCUCCUCGAAAGAACAUUUACAAUCCCACAAAGAUGAUUGUCAACCCAAGGAAGGUGCAGCAAACCUCAGUACAUUCCACUUUGAAAGACUUUGGAGGCAGUUUCCAUGUACCGUUUAAUGUAUGUAGGAUUGUACAUGUGAGAGUCCCACUGCAGGGGCGUCUUACCAAAGAGCAACUAUCUGUGGACAAAAGAGUUUGGGACUUUGAGCAAGAACUGAUACAGAACAUUGACCAAACUUUAAAACUUUCUGGUUUCCUUUAGGUUUCCAGUUGACAUGUUUGUAUAGUAUUAAUGUAAAUAUGCAAAUACAGCCAAAAUGGUAUAGCCAAAAUUGUAUUUUUGUAAAAACAGGAUGUUCAUAUUAUUAUUAUUAUUAUUAAUAAUAAUAAUAAUAAUAAUAAUAAUAAUAAUAAUACACUGGUAACUGAGAUGUGAAAGCAUGAGUAUUUGUCAAAUGAUGUCAAGCCAAUAUUUUAUGCAGAGAUCACAGUAUUUGGUAAAAAAAAAAAAAAUGGUAAUACAAUAAUAUGCAUGGUUAUAAAUUGCAAAAAUGUAUUUUGCUUACCCCAUUGGCAAAAACUCACUUAAUUGUUUUUCUGAAAACAAGACCAUUUUUACUUGUCUAGAAUAUUCUGACUGGAAACAAGACAAAGAUGUAAGUAAGAAAAGCAUUUGCAGUGUACUGUAUGGAGUUGAUGAAGGAAAAUAUGUUAAUAUUCUUGAAACACAUCAAAUUAAAGAAUUUUGUCAAUGCCAGAAUGUUUUGUCUUUCUGUGUGGUUCAUAAACUGAGAAAUCAAAAUUCCCUUUAUCUUUUGACAGUUGUACUAGGUCUUUGAUCAUUGUACUAUAAAACAUCCUCUAAGUUUCAGAACUCAAAACUUUUUUGUUAGUCUAAAAACAAAAACAAAAGGUUGAGGA